CGGUAACCAGCGUAAUCGAGUGGAGUACCAGUGAUCAUGAAUACCAGCAUCUUAAAGGUGAACAUAGGACGUAUAAGCCUUACCAAAAUGAGAUAUUCAACGAUUGCUUUUGCAUUUAUUGCUGGAUCCCAAAAUACUGAACCAGAAAAAUUUAUUCGACCUUCAGUGAAAGUGAAAAACAACAUGAAACACACACAGUGGUUGAGAUUACUGAAAUAUACACCGAUAUGUUUUGCACACGACACUAAAAUUGCAUCCGAUCAUCUCAACCACUCCACCUCAACCCGAACACAAAUUGAAUCUUCUGCUACCGAGAACAACAUUGAACAAUUUCGUGAUAAUCAAGGGUACUUGGGAUUUAUUUGGAAAAAUGCCACCAAAAUUCGGAGGACAGAUUGAGAAGUGCGGAGUCUGCACAAAGUCCGUAUACGCUGCAGAGAGGAUCGAGGCCGGAAAGAUUCCAUUCCAUAAGUCAUGUUUUAAAUGUAAAGAAUGCAACCUCACACUCAACCUGAACAACUAUAGACAGAGUGAGGGAAUCCUUUUCUGCAAGCUUCACUUCCAGCAGCAAGUGACGGGAAAGAAUCUGCAGGCGAAGGAGCAAUUUUAACAAUUUGAAUCUCAGUUUGGAGAACCGACGUUAAUCUGACGAGAGCGACAUCUUUGAGUGCAUUAAUUACAUAUUUUUAAUAAUACAGCGAAUGUAUGCUUUCAUAGAUGUCACUCUGGUCAUGCCUUUACUUACUGGUGCCAAUAUCAAACAUUUCACACUACCACUUCCUCGCAACGUAAUAUCUACAUUAAUUGAUAGUAACUGUGUAAAACGAGGAAGGAAUAAUAAAUCAAAUAUCUAUUCUUGAAAACGAUUCUAGGACUACCCUCGUUCUCAUCUUUUAUCAAUCAGGACUCAGAGUACUGUCUUGGACAUACAGCGACAUCUUUAUGACAAUAAUGGACGAUAAUUCUAACUAUUAUAUGUUAAGAUGUGUAAAGCGAUCAAUUAAAGCAAGGGUGAAAAAGCUUUACGACAUGCUCCAACCAAACUGCUGUACCCAUUAUAUUUUAUAUCUUAGUUUUAUAGUCACUGUAGAAUUUUAGUAAAUGUACAUAGCCAUGACUCAUUCAAUCAACGAUACAAUGUUGUGUUCAUUUUUAUUUAUUCUUUCUAGUUCCGAAUACAAAUUACAAAGUGAUUAUAUUAUA
Messenger RNA from Owenia fusiformis, 1203 nucleotides. The record is from the annotation of a GenBank genome assembly. Lineage: Eukaryota; Metazoa; Annelida; Polychaeta; Sabellida; Oweniidae.